AUGGUGAAAGUGGGUUAUGAUUGGGAUGUCUUUGUUAAGACUGGGUUGGUUUUUUUGUACGCGAAAUGCGGGCGCUUGGAUGAUGCGUGUAAGGUGUUUGAUGAAAUGCCUGAGAAGAAUGCGGCUUCAUGGACUGCGGUUAUUAGUGGGUAUUUUGAAUCGGUGAAAACAUCAACGAUUUCACCACGGAGAAAGGAGGUCAAAAUGAAGCCGACGGGUUAUUUUCCGUCAAUGACUAAGAUCGUUGAUACUCUCGUACCGAAAUUAAGAUCCGUGGGGGUUAUUUUGCGGUGUCUCAUGGCCGGAAUGUCUGGUAUUCUUUUCGUUUUGUUCCUCAAAGUUGAAGGAUCGUGGUUUCCGCCAGAUCUGAUAAGGAAACUAGAGAAAAAAAUUACAGCGCCGGAGUCCGGAAACGGUAGUAUCGCGAGGAUGUUCGAUCGAUUUUUGGAGAAAGAGUUUUCGGAGAAUGUGUCUGCUGAAGGUAUAUGA
Molecule: messenger RNA, 489 nt
Organism: Helianthus annuus (common sunflower)
Lineage: Eukaryota; Viridiplantae; Streptophyta; Magnoliopsida; Asterales; Asteraceae
Product: pentatricopeptide repeat-containing protein At2g34400-like
Exons: 4
Coding region: 1-489 (162 amino acids)
Biological process (GO): RNA modification
Molecular function (GO): protein binding; RNA binding
Source: RefSeq, a predicted model, not a curated record